Messenger RNA from Acanthochromis polyacanthus (spiny chromis), 7284 nucleotides. RefSeq names its product nemo-like kinase, type 1 (gene nlk1). The coding region runs from base 830 to 2257 and encodes 475 amino acids. The transcript is spliced from 12 exons. The record is from RefSeq and is a predicted model, not a curated record. Gene Ontology annotation, molecular function: ATP binding; MAP kinase activity. Gene Ontology annotation, biological process: intracellular signal transduction; protein phosphorylation. NCBI's taxonomy places the organism in Eukaryota, Metazoa, Chordata, Actinopteri, Pomacentridae. Gene Ontology annotation, cellular component: cytoplasm; nucleus.
AAGAUGUUGAAUGAAUUUUUAUCAGUGUUUAGUCUACAAGCAUCAGUAAUCUGUCCAAAAUACUGUUUUAUUUUCAUUAUUGUGUGUUAGCAGCAUUCAAAUUGUUGUGUACCUUAAAAUAUAGGCUUCAAAGUCAGGUGGUUAUAUAAACAGUAAACGUGUUUUUUUCUGGUCUGUAAAAUUAAAAAUUAAAAAUAGGUCAUCAUUAAUUGGUUCAAAGAUAAUUAUCAUGAUGAAAUAAAGUCAUUUCCCGCUGUAUGUUCAGACCUAUGCCUGAUUGUGUGGAGCUGGACCGGGCUGACCGUCCCUGGUUAAUCUGGUUAAUUGGUUCAAUGGUGACCAGCAGCUAGUUAACAUUGUUUACAGCGGCUCCAACCCUCCCCCACCCGACUCCGCAGCUCCUCCUCCACUGCUAACCAGCUAGCCGUGGCUGCAAAACGCGACCACAAGUCUGGCUGGAUUUAAAGAGAAGCUCCGCUGGAUGAGCCCACUGCCAGAACCCAGCAGAACCUCCUGGUCGUGCGGGACUCUCCGGUUCUGGGUGACACGGAGCGAUGGACAGCAAGCGGGCAGACGGCAGCUAGCUGCGGCGAGAGCUAGCUAACGAUCCGGCUAGCUCCGGCAGCCGGGGCGACGAGCACCGAACUCGGCUUUUUUUCGCCCUUUUUGACGUCUGUUUUCGUGCCAUGCCAUCGAACUUUCAACCGAGCUAGGAGGCCGAUGGGUCCAGCAGAGUGAGGAGCUCCGAGCCGAGCAGAGCCAGGAGCAGCAUCAGCGUCUUGGUGCCGCUCCGAUCCAGUGGACCGUGCGUGGGUUCGGUGAGCGGAGGAUGGCCUUCCACGGAGCAGGCCGGCAGACCGUGUGUGGAGAUCUGUUCCCGGGCUCCGAGCUGGGCCACAAGUACUUCUGUGUCAACUCCUCCUGCGGAGCUCCAUCCACGGGCCUCAGCGCCACGCCGUGCCUGACCGGACCCACCGCCCCGGCCGGGACCCCCCGUCACCCCACGGCUCUCGGAGGCAGCGCCGGCGGAGGAGCGGCGGUGCCUCAGCCCUACAGCAACCCGGCCAGCGAGGUGCCGAGUCCCGCAGAGAUGGAGCCCGACCGGCCCAUCGGUUAUGGCGCAUUUGGAGUCGUCUGGUCGGUGACUGAUCCUCGUGACGGGCGGAAGGUGGCUCUGAAGAAGAUGCCGAACGUCUUCCAGAACCUGGUGUCCUGUAAGAGGGUCUUCAGAGAGCUGAGGAUGCUGUGCUUCUUCAAACACGACAACGUUCUGUCGGCUCUGGACAUCCUGCAGCCUCCACAGAUCGACUGCUUCGAGGAGAUAUACGUGAUCACGGAGCUGAUGCAGAGCGACCUCCACAAAGUGAUCGUGUCUCCUCAGCCUCUAACCACCGACCACAUCAAGGUCUUCCUCUACCAGAUCCUCAGGGGUUUGAAGUAUCUUCACUCUGCUGGGAUUCUGCACAGAGACAUUAAACCUGGAAACCUGCUGGUCAACAGCAACUGUCUGCUGAAGAUCUGUGACUUCGGUCUGGCCCGUGUGGAGGAGCCCGACCCGUCACGUCACAUGACCCAGGAGGUGGUGACUCAGUACUACAGAGCUCCGGAGGUCCUGAUGGGCUGCCGACACUACGGGUCGGCCAUCGACGUCUGGUCAGUGGGCUGCAUCUUCGCCGAGCUGCUGGGACGACGAAUCCUCUUCCAGGCUCAGAGCCCCAUCCAGCAGCUGGAUCUGAUCACAGAUCUGCUCGGGACGCCUCCUCUGUCGGCUCUGGCUUCGGCCUGUGAAGGAGCUCGAGCUCAUAUCCUGAGAGGACCUCACAAACCGCCGUCGCUGUCGGUUCUCUACAUGUUGUCUGAUGGAGCCACACAUGAAGCCGUUCACCUGCUCUGUAGGAUGCUCGUCUUUGAUCCGGCUAAAAGGAUCUCCGGCAGCGACGCCCUGUCCCACCCCUACCUGGACGAAGGUCGCCUCCGUUACCACACCUGCAUGUGUCAGUGCUGCUACUCAGUUCCCAGCGGACGAGUUUACACCCGAGACUUCGAGCCGGUGGCCGAGCGUCCGUUCAGCCACAGCUACGAGAACAGUCUGCUGUCGGUGUGGCAGGGAAAAGAGUUGAUCCAUCGCUUCAUCACGGAGCACCAGCAGGGAAAACGAGUGCCGCUGUGCAUCAACCCUCAGAGUGCUGCCUUCAAGACCUUCAUCAGGUCGACUGCUUGGCACUCGUCUAAAGUGUCCAGGAAGGAGGAGAGAUGAACGACGGCAUCUCAGCGACGGAUUUAAAUCGGCCGCGGCGUCAGAAGAAUACCGAAGAGUUUGGGUCUUCUCUCUGUUUUUGUUUUCGUGAAAAAAUAUCUCCCCCUUCCCAUCCUCCAACAAAUAACUUUCCUCGACCCGAACCCCCCCGAUGCUCGAGGCCAUUUUCGGUGCUGAUUUACAUUUUAAAAAAAACACACAAAAAAUGCUGCUGAAGUGCUCGAGGAGGAAACGGACUGUUUGUAGAGACGUUCCUGAUGGUUUUAACUGUUUGGUAGAUUUAGUUGGUUUUUGAAGUCAUUCCAGCUCAGCAGGACGUCAUCGCCGCCAAAACCACCACCUUUUAACGCCAAACGCCGCCAAGGUUUCCUCCUUUUUUUUUUUUUUACAUUUGAACACAUCACUCACUGUGUUUUUCGUCGCUCGGCACGGCGACAUUAAUGCAAUUUAGCAGAUGUAGCAGGUUUUCCAGGAGUUUCUGCGUGUACAGUUUGUUUUCUCCAUUAACGGAUUAAUCAGGAAUUCAUCCCGUUUCUACUGUCAGUGUUUUAGAAAAAAAAAACAUGUUUAGAAAGAUGCCAAAACUGCUUGGCAGAUUCUUCUUCUUCUUUCCUUCGGACUCGCCUCAAAAGUGUUUUUUAUUUUCCUCCAGGAAGCAGCAACGACGUGUUUUUUUUUUCUUCUUUUUUUCUUUUUAAAUCUCUUAAUUUAUUGCGUGUCUGUUGAAGAGCGAGUGUCUCCACCUUUUGUGUCUCUUUUACCUCAAACUCCCGAAGAAGAAACAGAAACUGGAGGGUUGAAAUGUGCAUAUCUACAGACUGUCUCCGACAUCAUUCCUCCCGUUACCUCGCUCCUCCUCGGCUCUGAAUCACAACAAGAAGGAUGAAAUGCUGCUGCUUCUGUUUGAACUCUGGACUGUGAUGAGGACGCUCCAGAAGCUGCUUUUUUUUUUUUUCCAACAAACGUUACAGGAAACUCGCUUCACCAAAAGCUACCAGGACUUAAAGCUGCAGGAACCAGAGACUAAAUUAAGUUCUGAGGAGAUUCUAGAAACUAUUUUAUUCACCAAACGUCCUGAUCAGAGCUUCUACCGUCUGAACAUCUCGGCCCGUUUGAAGAUCAGAGUCGACUAUUUUUUUGAAUCCGUUCUGACGCCACGUUUCCAACAUCUAGAGGUCGUGAGCCACUAAACACUUAAAGUGCCGAUCAGUUCUAUGUCUUGUUGGAUCAAACCUCAGCAGCUUCACGACCUCUGGAGGUUUUGCUCUGAAAGCUGUAAGCACUUAAUGCAGUGAGUAUCAGACAUGAAAUCUGAAAAUAAUGAUUAUUUCUGCCGCCAAAUGAUUCUUCUAUCAGCUGUUUGUUUCUAAAGUAUCAUAAAAUGAUAAAAAAUAGUUUCCUCAAAUCCCAAAGAUUUUCAGUUUACUGUCACAGAGGAGGAAAGAAACUAGAAAAUGUUCACGUUCAAGAAGAUGCAAUCACAGAAUUUGUGUUUUUCCUACAAAUGACUCAAACUGAUCUGAUUAAUUUAUUAUUUGUUGCAGGUUGUCGGUUCAUUCUUUUCCUCAAAAACAGCAAAAAAAAAAAAAUCUCAAACUGAACGUCGCAUACCAACCGAUUAGACAGAAAUUAAUCCCGAUUGUAAAAUCUGCUGAAAGUUGGGGCUAAAAAUCUGGAUUAGUUCAUAAAUGUUUUUUUUCUGGAUUUAAAUUGGAGCUUCUAUGAGUGGAGUUUGUUUUGAUGAAGGUUACUGAGUGUUUUUCCCUGAAAAGUUUCAAUUCAUGAAAAAAAAAAAAAAGUGCUGGAGGCGACCAAAUCAGAGCUAAAAAUCUGGUUUAAUUCUCUGUCUGGGUUUAAAUCUGAUCUUUUUCAAAUGUGUUGUGGUUUGGUGAAGGUUCGUUUUAGAGACAGAACCAACAAUUAUUGCCACUGUUGAAUAAUCAAUUAGUUUUUGAUUUAAAAAAAAGAUGGUGAAAAAUGUCCCCAGAUGUCCAAAGAUCUUUAGUUUACUGUCAUAGAGGAAGAAAAAAAUGAAUAUAUUCACAUUUAAGAAGUUUAAAAAUGACUCAAACUAAUCUGACAUCAAACUACGUGGCGGUUAAUUGAUGAGGGUUGUUGACUGUUUUUGCCUUAAAAGUUUUGGAGGCGACCAAAUCUGAGCUAAAAAUGUGCAUUCAUUCUCUGUCUGGGUUUAAAUCUAAGCUUUUUCAAAUGUAGUUUGGUUUGAUGAAGGUUCAUUUUAGGGAUGGAACCAACAAUUAUUGUUGAAUAAUCAUGUAGUUUUUGAUCAGAAAAUGGUGAAAAAUGUCCCCAAAUGUCCAAAGAUCUUCAGUUUACUGUCAUAGAGGAAGGAAAAAAAUGAAAAUAUUCACAUUUAAGAAGCUGAAAUCACAGAAUUUAGAUUUUUUCUUUUUACCUAAAACUGAGUCAAACUGAUGAAUAAAUUAUCAGACUAGCUGACGUUUAGUUUAAUCCAUUAAUCGUUCCUGAUUGGCUCCUUCAGUUUCAGACGUUUUGCUCCUUUCUUUCAAACCUUUUCAAACCUCAGGAACUCUUCAGUCCGGAUCAUUUGUUUUCUGGGACUCUCUGGAGGAACCUUCGGCUCCCGGUUACCGUUUCUUGGGACAAAUUUGUCGGCGGCCCCUCGAGCGUCCUCGUCGGAGCUUUUUGGGAACCUGAAACCUCAGCUGGUCUCCGUGGCAACACCGAGGCGACUUGUAUAUCUGCAUGUGUAUAUUUAUUCCCCGUGGAGAAGCAUUAGGGUUUGAAUGCUGUGCAAUGGUUGUCGACGAAAAAACGUACACUUUGUGCUCCUUUUAUUUAAUUCAUCUUAGGAAGUGAUUUUAUUAGGAGUUCUGUUCUUUAUUUUUCUGUUGUUCUGUUGUGAAUUAGACUUUUGAUGGCGUUCGGAGGCGUUUUGACAACUGUUCCCUGAAAAUAUUAAAGAAAACGCUCUGGUGGUUUGAAGCAGCAGCGUUUCAAGACGUCUGCUUGUUCCUCAAAUCUGCUCCUUCUCGUUAAAUUGAUGUAUUUUUAACUCAGUGAUUUUCACCCAUUAAGCUUCAUUUUUUUGCUCUGAAACGUGAUUGAGUGACAUUUGUCCACAUUUUUCUGCUUUAAGUGCUCAAGAUGUGAAUUAGGACCUUGAAAAAUAAUUGCAUUCAUAUUUGUUAUUUUAAAUCUAAAAAUGACAUUUAUGUGCUGCUUAUCUGUUUAUUUGUUUUUCCUCCUGAAAUGCUGACUUUUGUUUUUUGUGGUCAGUUUUGGACUCUUUAUUUUAUCAUUUUAUGUGUAAAAUAUGUAAAAAUUUCCUCAUUUGCUAAAAUGAUAUUUUCUGCAGAAAAUGUAAAAACUGUUGCAGUUACACUUUCCCAAGAAAUAACAAAUGAUGCAUUAAAAGUAAAAAAAAACAAAAAAACAAAACGAUUCAUAAACAGGACAAACAACUUUAAAAUCAGGAUUCUGAAUAGUUACAAAAUGAGGAAAAAUCAAACUUUUCUGCACAAAUUCAGUUUUUAAAAGCCUCAAAAAUUCAGUUUUCAGUGCUGUCUGAUUACAAUUCCAUAAAUAAUCCCAACUUUAUGCUUUUAUUUCAUUUUUAGAAUAAAUCAAACGUAAGAUGCUCAGUCCAAAACUGUACUAACUAUUGGACAUUCACUGGAAAAGGAACUGAGAAUAAUUCAAUUUUUGUCAAUAACUGAGUAAGAAAAGUCACAUUUUCUUGAAUUAAGAAAAGAUUUUUGGAACGUUUUAGUCUGUUUUCAAAAUAAAUCAGCUUUUUUGAACACUUUUUCCAUUCAGCAGCACAAACUUUCAGAGGUUUUAUGGUCUUUAGCAGGACUGUAGUCAACAAAGAAAAUGAAAUUAACUCUUAAACUGGACUUUUUUUCAUCCAUUUGAAGAAAAUACAGAUGAUUUCUUUGAUGUUAGUUUGGAGUAAACGGUAGGAAGUUUGAUUGAAUCAGUUCAAAUCUAAAAAUGUGAAAUUGGAAAUGAAACUGAGCAUUUUGACCAAAUAAUCCACCAGUUAAACCUUUUAUUUUGUGUUUGCAGGAUACAGAUUCCUGAUUAAAUUGUGUUUUAAUUGAGGGGGUUGGAAGCAGAAUGGUCUAACAAAAUCUGAGUUUUAAAUCAUUUCUCUAAUAAUUAACAGUCUAGAUUUUAGCGGCUAACUGUUCAAAGCCAAAUACAGCGUUACAGUGAGUGUUGGACCAUUCUUCAAAAUACCAAACAAAGUCUUUUUUUCUCAAAAACUACAGGAAGUAGGCCAGACCAUUCAGCUUCCAAAUCCUUCACACUAAAACUAAACCAGCAUUUCCACUGAAAUGUCAGCAGCUUCCUGUUGGAAUCUUUCACUUCUUUAAAGAUCAUUUGCCUUGAGGUUUCUAACAGAACAUGUUUCCUGUGGCACAUAAAUGACAUUUCUACAAGACGAUGUUCCUUAAAAAACAUUUAUUUUGCCUCUAAUCCCUCAAACAUCCAGCUGACGGUGACGCUAAAAGCUGUAAAUGUACGCUUGGUUUGCAACAACCCAUUAAACUGCGAAAAAUUAGGUGCUAAAUUGGCUAAAAAUGCAUGAAUUUGGUGCAGAAAUGAGCGGUUUGAGGCCGAGGUUUGGGUUUUCAGGAGCAGCAGAGUUCUUCCUCCGACUCGUCCUCCUUUCCUGUCGUUGUGUUUAGUGGAUCCUUUCAGGUUAGCUUCAACUAGACGGCCUGAGUUUGGUCUUUUUCCUCCGAUCUCUGCUCUCAGAUCAGCCGCCGUGGUGCGUUCAGGAGCAGAGAGUUAGACUCUUCUACGAAAAGAAACUUGAUGUGUUUAUUAUUCUAAAUAUGAUGUUUUAAACUGAUGUUUUUUGUCUUUGUUUUAGCAAAAAGUUUUUGGUUUUUUUUUGUGUUUUAUUUCUUGUUUUAAUUUUUUUUCUUUUUGACUUGUGUUCCCAACAAAUACUUGAAUUUCUUAAAAAAAAAUGUUUAGAGUUAAAGUAGUGAAUGACAAAUAAAUAAAUAAAUGGACACUGGAUAAUAUUC